Messenger RNA from Schistosoma margrebowiei, 3411 nucleotides. NCBI's taxonomy places the organism in Eukaryota, Metazoa, Platyhelminthes, Trematoda, Strigeidida, Schistosomatidae. The record is from the annotation of a GenBank genome assembly.
AUGAUAAAUGUAGUUGUUUGUCAGAAACCAUUACAUAUUGGUAUUAUCUAUGAUAAUGAAUUAGGUAUAACAGGAGAAGCUUUAAUCAACCGAUUUAAUGAAUUACAUAAAAAAAUGGAAUACUAUGCAGAUUUUCCUAUACGAAAUUAUUCAUUGGCAAGUCCACCGAAAUUAAAAUUAACUAUAAGAGAAUUUACUUUUGGUUUAGUGUGUAAUUUUGUUGAAAAUGAUGUACAUGUGAUUAUAAGUUUAACAACAUGUACCCUUGCACAGUUAAUAGAAGCACAAAUUACACCAUACAGAAUACCACAUAUUGCUAUACCUAGACCAGCAUGUUCCAGAGAAAUAAUUAAUUUAUUAAAUGUUAAAAUGACAACAACGACAAUAUGGAUUCAACCAACACCUGAACAGACUGGUAGAGCGAUAUAUGAAAUGAGUGAAAUUGAACGUGCUUCACAAGCACUAUUACUAGUCGACAAACCGAACUUGGAGACAAAUAUAGCUCUUGAUUAUGUUUUACAAGCAGAAAUUAAUGAUGAAAAAUUUGUUCCAUACAUUUCAACUCAAAUGUUUUCACUUACUAAUCAAUCAAAUCCUAUGUAUCCCACAUCAAACACCUAUGAUACAAUUGAUGUUUUACUGAAACGUUUUCAAAAUAUGAGAUCAAGUUCAUCAUCAUUUCUAUUAAGUCAUAUAUUUCAUAUUCAAAUAUAUCAAGAUAGAUAUACUUUUCGUAAUUUCUACUGGAUAUUACCAACCACAUUGACAAUUACACCAAAUGAAUUUAUUCGUGUAGCUACGACCAAUCAAUUUGAACAAGUGGCAACAGGAUUUUUUCGACAAUUUCCAAUUUUAAAUGAGGAAGACUGUUUGAAUCUGAAUAUUGGUGAGAAUAUGAGAUUAUUAAUGAGUGAAAUAUUUCAAUGUAAUACAAAUAAUAUAACUGAGCGUGAAUUGGAAGCUGUUUACAUGAUAUUAUUAUCGAGUCAAGCUACAAUUUUAAUGAAAAGUCUUUCAAUAGACUUUUGGGAUAUUCCAUCUAUUUCGGAUUGUGAUUCUCCUUCGUUUCAGCCCAGACCAUAUGGUCAAUUGUUUUAUCGCCUUCUUAUUAGUAAGGUGAACAGCUCAAUAUUGGCCCAUUUAGUACAAACCGGUCAUAGUGUCAGUAUAAACCAAUCUUUUUCAAUUAUUUAUAAGCUAGCAGAAUUACCAAAAUGGAAAAAUUUAUUAUUCUAUUCAUUGGAAACAGAUGUAGAAGGAAAGAGUAAAUUAUUAUUAACUGGAAAUUUCUCAGAAAAUGGUGAUAUUCAAUUAAGUGAAUAUGCAAAAUUUGUAGCAAAACAAGGUUUAUUAAGCGGUUUAUUUCCAAAUACAUUUCGUACAUUUCAAAAUAAAACUAUCAAUGUUUCAACAUCAUUUGAUCCACCAUACAUUGUACGUGGUCAAAUAACUAAAGACAAUGAAGUACUCAAUGCAGAGGGUUUAAUUAUAGAUAUAUUAAAUGAAUUUUCACUUCGACUUCAAUUUCGUUACCGACUUUUCCUCCCACCUGACGGCGAAUAUGGAGUGAAAAUUACAAAUACAACAUGGAACGGUAUGAUUGGUGAAUUACUGGCUGGAAGAACUGAUAUUAUAGCUGCACCAUUAACAAUAAAUAAAGAAAGAUCACAAGAUCUUUUCUUUGUUGGACCAUUUAUGGAAGAUACUUUAGGGAUUUUAAUAAAUACUCCUGAACAAAAUCAAGAAUUAUUUCAAAUGUUUCUACCGUUUCGUUAUGAUAUUUGGUUAUGUUUAAUUGGUUCAGUAUUUAUAGCAGCUUUCCUAAUAACAAUAUUUAGUAUAAUCAGUCCAUUUAGUGCAUGGAAUUUAGCCUUGCCAGGUGCUUCUUCUGAUGAGGUUUCAAUAUACCACAGUGUUUGGUUUACAGUUGGUGGUAUGCUUAUGCAAGGACAAGAACUGCGUGCCAUUGCUUGCUCUGCAAGGACAGUAACACUUCUGUAUUGGCUUUUAGUUUUGGUGAUCCAAGCCACUUGGCAGGCUGAUUUGACAGCUUUUUUAACUAGGAAUACAAUACAAAUACCUGUAUCGUCGUUAGAAGAUCUUGCAACUUCAGGAUUAUCAUUGGGAGCUGUUAAAAACAGUGGUACAGUAAAAAUGAUACAGAGUGCAACUUCCAAUGAAUAUUACUCAAUAGUAUAUGAAAAAAUUAUGAAAAAUCCAGUUACCCUUAGAAACAUUAAUGAUAGUAUAGCGUACGUCCGCAACAGUACUAAAAAUGUUGUACUAGAUGACAGAAUACAAUUAAUGCAUAAUUUACCUGACAAUGAGGAAACUUUGACAGUUGUUGAUGAUAAGAAAGUUAUAGUACCAUUUGGAUUCGCUGUAAGGUUAGGUGAAGAAUACGCUCCACUUAUGCUUAAUUUUAUGUCAAUUCUUCGAGAAAGAGGAGUUAUUGAUCAUUUACUUGAGAAAUGGAAUGUUGAAAAAAUAAAAAGUACCUCAAAUACAGCCACUUUCAAUUUAAUUACAUUGUACAAUAUAUCUGGUGCUUUUAUUGUACUUUCUGUAUUCGUUGUAACAAGCCUAAUUGUUUUAGUUAUUGAAAUAAAAUGGCAUAAAUAUUCAUUAAAGAAAGAAAAACUUCAUCCUAAAUCAAAAAAUUCUACUGAUGGUCAUCCAUCUUUAUUGAGACGCUUCACUCAUCCAAAAGAUGAAAUACCUAAACCGAGAUUAGACUUAUCUCGUAAUCCUACAUUAAAACAAUUAAGAUAUGCUGGACAUAGAAGAGCUUCGGCAGCAUUCGACGCUACAGUCAUCACAGCUGAAAAUCAAACUGAAUCCAAUUUAGAAUAAAUGAUGAUUUAAUUAUGUGAUUCAAAUUUCAUAUUACAAUUCAUGAUUAUAAUAUAAAAAUAAGUCAUCUACAGUAGAUCUUUUUGUAGUACACACAAAUUUAUAUAUUGUAGUGAUAAAUAUACACCAAUUUUGAAAUUAUUAUGUUUAACAUUAACAUAGAAAAGUUGCAUAAAUAAAUAUGACUAGUAAUUAUAGUUUUGUUAUUCUGUAUACUCAUUACUCAAAAAUAAAAGUAAACGUCAUAAUGAAAUUUUCUAUUAGAAUAAACUGUAAAGCAGGUUUAGUAAGAGUAUUUUAUUACUUCGAUUCAAUGUAUUGAUUUUAUGAAACCGUCAUGAUGUGAUUGAUCCCUCAUUCUAUUCAAAUGAAUCAAAUGGUUUAAACAUGUAACGAAAUGGUAGCGAAAUAGUUAUUACAUAAGUCUUUGAGAAUGCACCAAAACUAAUUCUUAUCUUACUUAUUUUAUUAUAUCUGAAUGAAUAUUUAUCUUAUUUAGAUCUGUUGACAUUUUGUGUGACUUUUUCUGACUAAUAUGAAAUACUUCAAAACAAUGCC